GGAGCAAAAUGGCGGACGAAGAUAUUACGCUUGAUGGAAAACCUCUACAAUCGCUCCGAGUCGCCGAUUUGAAAGCCGCCCUGGAGCAAAGAAACCUCCCGAAGAGCGGGCAGAAAAACACGCUCAUGAAGCGACUUAAAGGGGCCCUGAUGCUGGAAAAUCUUCAGAAGUCGUCCUCCUCUCACAGUGGGUUGCAGCCCAACUCACAGAUAGGAGAGGAGAUGAGCCAGAACAGCUUCAUCAAACAGUACCUGGCUAAACAGCAGGAGCUGCUUCGUCAGCGGCUGGAGAGGGAGGCGCAGCAAGAAGAAGAGUCAGACGAGAGCCCAGCAGUGCCGGAGGAGGAUGACGACCACUCGGAGGACAAUGACAGCUCCUCCUAUGUCUCUGACAAGCAUCUACCCAUACCCCCCAAGCCCUCGAUGACCAGGAUGGAGGAGAAAGGAGGAGGAGAUGCAAUGAUGGUUCAUGGGAUGAUGGCAUGCGGCCCUGACAUGGGCCCCACCCUCCACCCGCAGGAGUCUCUCGAGGCCCCAGGAGCUCGGAUGCAGCGAGCCACUUUUCAUCAAGGCCACAAGGAGCCACCGGCCCCCUCUCCUCCCCGCGCCGUUGCCUCCCUGUCAGUCCGCGUCCUGGGCCAGCCUGACCGCCAGGGGCUGCCCCCUGCCGUGUCCCGAGCCCAGGAGAAGGAGGGCACCGCGCCGAGUGAACCAGGAUCAGCUCACCCUGUCCUCCACCUCAGCCGAUCUGCCGGGGUCUCAGCGGGAAGUCAGGCGCAGGAGGACAGCGACGACGAUGACGACGGCGAUGACGACAGCGAGGAUGACGACGAUUGGGGACCUGGACCCGGAGGGGCACGUAGGGGCAACAAAGUACCUCCCCAGCCACAACAGAUGCCACCAAGCGCCCCAUCAACGGUCGCCAGAUCCAAACGCAAGCUUCAGCCUCCGCAGCACAUCCCACCACCACAGGUACACCACACACCCAUGCAGCUGCGCCACCCAACUCCUCCUCCCUCCCCACCGCCUGAUCUGUUCCCCCUGCCCGACACGCCCAAACAGAGCCCGCCAGACACGGACGACCAGGAGAGAGGGGGCCCUGAGGCGUCCCGUGGUCCGAGGUUGCCUCCUCUGUCACUCUCCGGCAUGCAGAGGCAAGACUCUGACUCAAGCUCUCGCUCCAGCAGCCCCGAGCCCCCCGUGAAGCGCAGGCCGGGGCCCCUCUCUCUGCUCGUACACAAGAUGGAGUCAGAAGGGGCUUUCCGUGCAGCGGAGGCCUCCUCGGCUGUGGAUUUGUCGGGAGGGACCGCACACUCCACUGCUGGGCCUGCCACCUCCAGCGAAUCUCUGCUGCACAGGGUGGAGAAAAAGAGGUCACAAGAGAACAGAGAGAUGGAGGAAGAGAGGCGGCUGAAGGAGGAGAAGGAGAGAGAACAGCAGAGGCAGGAGAAAGAAAAAAAGAAGAUGCAAGAACAGGAGAGAGAGAGGAAACGCUUGGAAGAAGAGAAGGAAAGGGAGAGGAAACAACUGGAAGAGGAGGAGAAGCAGCGUCAGAAAGAGGAACGGGAAAAAGAGAGAAAACGCCAGGAGGAGGAAAAAGAGAGAAAACAUAAAGAAGAGGAACGAGAGAAAGAGAGGAAACGGCAGGAAGAGGAAAAAGAGAGAAAACGCCAGGAAGAGGCAAAAGAGAGAAAACGCCAGGAAGAGGAAAAAGAAAAAGAGAAACAACGCCACGAAGAGGAGCGGAGACGAGAGGAGAAACUGCUAAAGGAGAAAAACAAGACACAGGAGACAGCCAGCAAAGGCAGGGUGGUUGUUUCUGAGGCCCACGACUCGGGCUCCUCAUCAGAUUCUGACUCCAAAUCAGACUCCUCUUCACGCUCAUCGCAGUCCUCCUCCUCCUCCUCCGCGGAUAAAAGCGGCCCUGCCAGGCAGCUGAAGAAGGCAGACCAAGGACGAGACGCAGAGGAUGACAAAAAGACUAACCUGAGUAAAGGAGCAGAGAAACGGUACCUCUCAAAACGGGAGGUGUCAGAGCCCAGCGCAGCCGCCGUGACAGAGGUGGAACCAGACUCGGAGAGCUCCGUGGCCCAGCAGCCGCCCUCAGGCGCUGAGCCAGAGAACAGCGAGGGUCGCCUGGAGGAGAGCACCACUCCGAAGGCUUUCGCUGCUCGCAAGAUAUCCCUGACCAGCAGUAAGACGUCUCCAGCCGCCACAGAUGGAGGAGCAGGUGAGCCCGAGACAGGAACUGCAGCAGGGAGGAAGAGGCGGUGGGGCUCCAGCACAGCAGUCACUGCUAAGAAACCAUCCAUCAGCAUCACCACUGACUCACUCAAGUCGUUGAUCCCGGACAUCAAAGUGAACCAGGAGGCCGUGGUGGAGCUGCACCCGGAGGAGCUGCAAAUGUCCGGGGACGAGGAGAGCCUGGACGCCACCCGGGGAGACCAGGAUAAAGGCCUCAAGAUCCGACGCACAGUCACACAGGUUGUUCCAGGGGACAGCCAGGAGAACGGACAGACGAAUGAGGAGGAGGAGGCGGAGAAAACAGAGAAAGAAAAACGCCGCCGCGCUUCCAGAGACAAAAGGAAGAACAGUGUUUCUGAGGAAGCUUCAGAAACACAGAUGUCUGUCAAGCUCGAUGGAGAGGCAAAGAAAGUUACCCCGAGCGACAGUCUGGUGCGUCGCUCCAUAAGUCAACAGAAGUCCGGUGUGUCCGUCACCAUCGAUGACCCCGUCCGCACAACCAGGCAGCCCUCGCCGCCUCACGGCAAAGUCUCAAACAUCAUCCACGUCACCAACCUGGUGCGACCUUUCACCCUGGGUCAACUCAAAGAGCUGCUGAACAGGACGGGCAGCGUGGUGGAAGAGGGCUUCUGGAUCGACAAGAUCAAGUCUCACUGCUACGUCACGUACACUACAACAGAGGAGGCGGUCGCCACCAGAACAGCCCUCCACGGGGUCAAAUGGCCUACGAGCAAUCCCAAGGUCCUUAGCGUCGACUUCUGUGAGCAGGAUGAGCUGGACAUCCAUAAAGGCAUCCUGAAGCCGGACAGGGACGAGGACCUCGUUGUCCCGCCGGGUGCUCCUCAGAACCGGCUGCCCCCUCUGAUGCCCGAGAGAGACAGGGACAGAGAAAGAGACAGGGACAGGGAGCGCGAGCGAGACCGGGAACGGGAGCGAGGCGCGGUAGGAGUGCGGGAUCUGUGGGCAGAGCGGGAGAGGGAGAUGCAGCGGCGGGAGCGAACCCGGGGCGAGCGGGAGUGGGACCGGGACAAGGUCAGGGAAUUCGCACGGCCGGGAGAGGACGAACAGCGGUCUCGAUCCAGAGACAGAGAGAGGAGGAGGAGGGACAGAGCCAAGAGCAAGGAGAGGAAGACGGAUAAAAAAGAAAAAGGAGACGAGCCUCCUGCAAAAUUACUCGACGACUUGUUCCUGAAGACCAAAGCAGCUCCGUGUAUAUACUGGCUUCCCCUCUCCGAGGAGCAGGCGGUGCAGCGGCUUUUGGACCGCACCGAGCGGCAAAAAGAGCGUGAACGAAGGCGCAAGGAGCAGCGGGAAGAGGAGGAGAAGAAGCGGGAGGAGGAGAAGAAAGAGAGGCUUAAGGGGCGUGAGAAGGACGUCAACGCGACGGCGAGCGGCGGAGCAGCCGGGCGAGGAUCCGAUGGAGAGCGGGACAGGGGCCGCGGCCGAGACAGGGAAGGGGACAGGAAGAGGGAGGACAGCCACCGUCCCAGACGGCCUUCCGUAGGCGCCGGCGGUGGCCGCCGCUCUCUUAGCCGUGGCAAUCAGAGGGAUAGACGCCGCUGAGGGCCGAGUGGCUGCAGGGGAAGGUGAAGAGAGAGAGGGACGCGGCGUGGCGAGGGACAUCGCAGACAGGAAGUUUUGGGAGGGAGAUGCGUUUCUCUUGUUCAAUUCAUGACUUGCGUCUGCUCCUCGCUGCCCGCCCCACCGUGCUUUAAUUCGUCCACUUUGACGCCAGCGUUGUCUUCCACACACUUCUGCCAUUUCCCCCCUCCACCUCCUCCGUGUCACGGUUAAUUACAUGUUUUGUUCUCGUAAAAAUGACGGUUUAUCUCGUUCUCUCUCUGUCUUCCAGAAGCAACAGUCAGUCCUUUCCCUCCGUAGAGAGCGGCGUCCCUCCUCGUCUCCGUGUAGUGCCGGUAAAGAAAAGAAGCAGAGAGGACGGUGGUUUUUUUGGCUCGCCUCAGCAUUUUGUCCCGCUGAGGUUUGGGAGCCCGCCUCUUUAUUUUAGUUCUGCGGGCGCACAGUUCCUUCCUCCUCAGAGCCCUGUAAUAAAACCAGUCCAAAAUAGAUCCCCGACCUUCAAAUAUUUUCUAGGAUCAGUUUUAGUGUUCUCCUCUUCAGCACUGACUUUUUUUUUUUUUUUUUUCUUAAUAAAUGUCAAAAUUCACAGGCCGUCUUUGCAGUGCAGAUUUUGUUUUGGGGUUUUAUGAUCAUGUUCAUUUUUCAGCCUCGGAGAGUCGGGGUUGUUGUGCGUCGCAGCUGUUUGUGUGACCUUCAUCUCCCACGAAGAUGCACCUGAAGUCUCAACACUGUAACCGAGAAACGAGCGAUGCAAAGAGACGUGGCGUCGUUGUCUUGAUGCCAGAGACGUGCCCGAGUUUGUCUUUAGCGGACGUUUUUUGGAGCCGAGAAGAAGAGCGAGUAGAAUUCUUGUUAAGUGGUUUGUUCUGUAAUAAUUACAGGAAGCUGACCUUCCAUGCACUGAAGUCUGCGUUUAAAAAAUCCCUCCUCUGACCCUUCAUAUAUAAAUAUAUUUAAGAGGAGCCACAAAUAAGAAGUUUAACUUCUGAUAGAGUAAUGGCUGCAAUUUUAAUAUUUUUAAUUUUAUGUUUUUAGCUCCAAACAGUUAGAUUUUGUUGUUUUUCUCCCCUUCUGGAAGUGCUGAAUGUACCGAGGAUUUAAAAAAAAUGAAUAAAUUUAAAUUGGUUAUCA
Plectropomus leopardus (leopard coralgrouper) is the source of this 4955-nucleotide messenger RNA. It is a transcript of the gene acin1b, whose product is annotated as apoptotic chromatin condensation inducer 1b. Gene Ontology annotation, cellular component: ASAP complex; precatalytic spliceosome. The record is from RefSeq and is a predicted model, not a curated record. NCBI's taxonomy places the organism in Eukaryota, Metazoa, Chordata, Actinopteri, Perciformes, Serranidae. Gene Ontology annotation, molecular function: RNA binding. Gene Ontology annotation, biological process: RNA splicing.